Molecule: messenger RNA, 2871 nt
Organism: Priapulus caudatus
Lineage: Eukaryota; Metazoa; Priapulida; Priapulimorpha; Priapulimorphida; Priapulidae
Product: ragulator complex protein LAMTOR1-like
Exons: 6
Coding region: 155-658 (167 amino acids)
Biological process (GO): positive regulation of TOR signaling; cholesterol homeostasis; regulation of receptor recycling
Cellular component (GO): membrane raft; Ragulator complex; late endosome membrane
Molecular function (GO): molecular adaptor activity; guanyl-nucleotide exchange factor activity
Source: RefSeq, a predicted model, not a curated record
ACAAGAAUCACAUGACGUCUAGAAUUUGGUGUUUAGGUUGUCAGUGUGUAAAAGAUUUCGUAAUUUGUCUUAGCUAAAUGAUAUUAUCUUACGCAUAUGUUGGUGCGUUUGUGGUUACUUAGAAGCUGUUCUUUGUGAAUACAUUUACAUAUUUAUGGGGUGUUGCUGCAGCUCAGAAGAUGAGAAACUUUCUCAGGAUGGAGACCCUGAUGAAAGAACCAGGUUGAUUCUUCCCAAUCCUGUUAGCAAUAGUCAGGUGAACCACAGUGACAGCUAUGGUAGUGUACCAUCAUCGAUUGCCCAGCAAGCAGAUGAACAGUCUGCACUUAGUAGGAUACUCAUGCAAACGGCAAAUAAUGUCAUCGACGUGUCAGCUAUUGAGACACACAUGGUGGAGCAGCAUGAAUACAUAGACAGGGCAACACAAUACAGCUCUAGGUUGACAUCAAUUUGUCACAGCGCUAGCGUACUGAACAAGCUCCAUCGGCCGGCUCUGCUGGUGGACGUGCCAGCUCUAGACAGGGUGCUGUCUGCAGAACCUAUCUCAGCCAGUGAUCUACAGUUUAUCAGAAAUACAUCUGACCAUGCUGCUGCUGCGAUGAGAAAGGUAGUCGUUACGCACAAGGAGGAUCUUGUCGUCAACUUUGGAAUUCCAUGAUAGCGUACAGCGAGGAUUGUUAUAUUGCCUUACUAGCACUGUUUUGCGAGAUUCAUUGGUAAUGUGAGGCUUCCCGGUGAGUGUGUCACACAGGCUUAGCUGGUGAAAACUUUGUGUCAGUUAAUGCGCAGUGGAGCUGUUUCGUAUCUUCUCUUUUUGGGUAAAUUUUCUGUGGCCUGAGUAUAAGACAUUCAAAGCUGUACAUACUGAGCAUGAGAUGGUUGCAUGAAACAGUUGUAUUAUAGUACAACAAUAUGAUGUAAUAUUCGUUGUUCUAUGUUUGUGGCGUAACAUUGGUAUGUGUUCAUGUUGCUACAUUCAGUACAAUUUACUGACGGAUAUUUGAAGGCAGUUGGUAGUAACUGAAAAUAUAUAAGGGGCAAAUUAUGAACAGAAGAUGGAUAUAGCCCACAGUUCUUAUCAGGAGUAGCAUCAUAAACAUACUUACGUGUUAUGUUGCUAUUGAUAGCAAUAUCAUCAACCCUUUGAUGCUUUAUUAUCAUUACACCAAAUAGAUAUUAUGAGAAUUUGUGAUCAUGAUGAUUGUUCUGUUCGAGCCCUGUAAACAUCGAAUAAAACACAAAAAUAACUAUACUUUAAUUGCGUUCUGUCAUGCGUAGUUAUUACAACUGUUUUUGCCGUUAGAAUUAUUUCAACGCAACGCAAUAACAGAUUUGGUUUGCGACUGUUUGAAAGGAUGCAGUCAACAGUAGGUCGGACAAAGUUAAAGAAAUUUAUUGUCGUGUUUUAUUAACCAUUAUUGGGCUCUGAUAUGAGAGAAGUCAUAAUCACUGUGUUUCGAUAUGUUGGUUAUAUGGUUUUUGCGAUAUAUAAUUCGCAAUAAAACAACCAUACAGGCCUGAUGUUGCUGCUAUGGAACAUAUUUAAGUCGUAAAUUUUGUACAUAAGCAGGUUGCUGUGUAUUAACGAAUAAUUAUAUGUACGUGUUAAAAUCAGAAAUUCGCAUGGCAAGUGACAGGCCAUCUAAGAACUCAUGUGCAUGAUCAGUACUUGUUAAAUGAGGAAUAUUUUGUGCAUGAGAAAGGUUGCAAAUUCCUGGAAAUUGUGAACUUCACACAGACAUUGAAUAUAUUAUGAUGAACUAUGCCCAGCAGAUGAUUGCACGAUUAAAUUUAUGGAAUUUAAUGUUGAUUGAUUAUCGUUCCUUUUACAGGAGCGCUGAUCGCCUUAUGAAUGUGUGAGUGCGCGCGUGAGUGUGCGUGCGUCACUUAUUUGCUUUCUUAAGGCCCCGUCAUGGAAGGCUUAAGCUAGCAGCCGGUCUUAUUUCAUUCUGCAGACUGGCCGAGCCUAUAACUGCUACUGUUUCAAUUUAUUGUGGGUUUGGUUGCCAAAUAAAAAAACGGCACUCGAAUUUCAUGAUUCGAAUUUCGUGUGAAAUUGCGUCAUUGGUCUUGCAAGGUGGCGUGUUACAUGACACGCUCAAUAAUUAUAUAAAAUACAUAAGAAUAAUAAUAUGUCUGUUUGCUAUGACUACAGGUUUACUCCUGUACGCUGUAUUAAUAGCUCCUUCUACAGCUGAUAUUCCCUCAUUCCCUUUCUUCAUCUCUCUCUCUUUCUUCCCGUCUCUUUUCCUCCCCGUCUCUUUUCCUCCCCCCACUCUCUCUUUCUCUCUUUUCUCUAUUUCCCUCUGUAUGUGGGAACGCGUGCGCGAUCAUGUACGUGCGUUUACUGUGUGCUUGUGCGUGCGUGCGUGCGUGCGUGUGUGCGUGCGUGCGUGCGUGCGGGUGUGUGCGUGUAUAUCAUAUGCCUCGCCUGUUUUGCAGCGAACGACAAUAUGUAUAGUAACUGUUUAUUCGGGGCAGCCAAAGCGUUCAUUUCUUUCACGGGUCCUAAUGUUUUGCACCAACAAGGCCACAUGUAGUUAUGUAAAAGUUUCCGCUUCCAAUGCGAAAUAGUAUGCAUUCCUGUACCAAUGCUCGUAUAUCUGUUGCCAUUAAACGGCAAUGGUUUCCUGAAUUCUAUGCAUUUCGAGACGUUGCAUGGUAGUGAUAUCUUUGCAGCCGCGUGUCUAUUUAAGCAAGAACGCUGGUUAGUAACGUGCUAGAACACGUGCCAGUAAUGUAUAGGUUAAGCUGUAGUCAUACUAUGAAUUUGUGUGUUAUGCCCACGAAAGUCAUGAUUUUGCAAUUUUUUUUCCUAAAUAUAACAUGACCAAACUGUAAUGACAAUAAACCUGGUGUAUCUUUUGCAAA